This is a messenger RNA of Oppiella nova, 375 nucleotides long. NCBI's taxonomy places the organism in Eukaryota, Metazoa, Arthropoda, Arachnida, Sarcoptiformes, Oppiidae. The record is from the annotation of a GenBank genome assembly.
CAAAACGAGUUGAAGUCUUUGCGCCGCAAUAUUGCGGACAAACGCGUUCAGAUCGACAGACUUCGCGAUGACCUCAAGAAAGACGCCAAACGGAAGGAGGAACUGGAGGCCAAGAUUGAUGAAUUGACAAAAGAGUUGGAGAACAACAGAUCGAGUAUUGAUAAUCAAAACAAGACUUUCUAUGAAACGAAGAAAAAGAAGGAUUCGCUUCAAAACGAGAGAAAUGAUCUGUGGCGUCAGGAGAACUCAAUCCAACAAAACCACAAUAUGUUGAUCGAGGAAAAGGCCAAAAAAGACCAACUCUUGCGCUCAAUGGUCGGUAAGACGAUUCUGAACGGCAGGGAUUCGGUGCGCAAAGUGUUGCAACUGUUACGG